AUGCACCUUGGGCGUUUAUGCGCAGUAUUCGAUCUCCCAGCACAGCUUAUUGCUUCCCUAUCACUAAAGGCUACUGGCGCGCAAUCUCCCGUUCCUCCAAAUUUAGACGACCGCCAUAAAACGCUAGACCAAACGGAGCGGUCAGAUGGAGCGACGGGCGUUACGACAUGUUCAUUGUGCGAUGUAUCCUUCCAGGACGUCCAUGAACAGAGGGACCAUGUAAAGUCAGACCACCACAGAUACAACUUGAAAUCGCGAUUGCGAGGAACGCCAGUGUUAAAUGAGGUCGAAUUCAAUAAGGCGAUUGGAGAGUUGGAUGAAUCGAUAUCCGGGUCUGAGUCGUCAUCGGACGAAGAAGAGGAGGUAGAAGAAAGACAAAAACCACCUGAUACAACGCUUACGGCGCUCCUUAAGAAACAGGCCAAAAUAUCAUCUACGGCAGAAGCGGAGGAGAUAAUAGCGAAACAAACAAGAAACCCUGGGAAGCAUCCGUUGCUAUGGUUUUCAAGCUCUUUGCUCCCCCAGGCAACGUCCUUGGGUAUAUAUCGAGCCCUUUUCACCAACACAGAGCAAGAAGAAACCGACCAUUUAUUAGAAUCUCUGAGGAAUAAGCAAUACAAGGCAUCGCUGUAUCAGCCAAACAAAACUUCCCAUACCAGUGAUACAACCAACAAACUCCAACAGCCCAGUCCCUACGUGUUCCUGUGUAUGAUUGGCGGCGGGCAUUUUGCGGCAAUGAUAGUGGCCUUAGCGCCAGAGACAAUAAAGAAACCCGGUGGAAUUGAGGAGCGGCAGGCAAGGGUACUCGCUCAUAAAACAUUUCAUCGAUACACAACAAGGCGGAAACAGGGUGGCUCCCAAUCCGCAGCUGAUGCGGCACAUGGAGCUGCACAUUCCGCAGGUGCGUCGAUCCGAAGAUACAACGAGGCUGCAUUGCAAGCUGAAAUCAGACAGUUGCUGGGAAGCUGGAAGGAAAUGAUCGACCAAGCACAACUGCUCUUCGUAAGGGCGACGGGAAACAUGAAUCGGAGAAUUUUAUUUGGGCCGUACGAUGGACAGGUGCUCAGGUCUUCGGAUUCCAGACUUCGCGGAUUCCCGUUCACAACCCGGCGAGCCACGCAGGGAGAACUUAUGAGAGCAUUCACCGAACUUACUCGUGUAAAAGUUAGUCACAUUGAUGAAGCGGCGCUUGCACUAGAGGCCAAAAAGCCGAGUGAAACAAUGUCCAAAUCAUCCAAAUUAUCCAAACCAUCUUCACAGCAGUUACAACAGCAACAGCAAAAACUAUCCCAAGAGGAUGAGACAAUGAUAUUACACUCUUCCCAAAUCCAAGCUCUAAUCCGCCGUUCAAAAGUCCCCGCGCUAAUAUCCUAUAUCACAAACAACUCCAUCCCUCCAUCCUUCACAUUUCACCAAUCCUCUUCCCAGCAAAUGCACCACUCGCCAACACCUCUUCAUCUCGCCGCAAGCUCCAACUCUCCCGCAACCGUCCUUGCCCUCCUCACAAAAUGCAACUCAGACCCCACCCUCUUAAACGGAGAGGGCAAACCACCCUUCGACCUAGCGGGCGACAGGCCCACACGCGACACCUUCCGCGUCGCCCGCCACGAGCUUGGCGAAUCGAAAUGGGACUGGGACGCCGCCCACGUCCCACCCCCGCUAUCCAAGACAGAAGCGGAGAACAGAACAGAGCGCGAGAGGCAGGCGGCUGCAGAUGCAGAGGCUAGCAGGCGAAAAGCUGAGGCAGAGCGUUUGAAACGAGAGGAUGCUGAAAGGGCUCUGGGAAAUCGAAAGAAGGCGGGCGGGCAACGCCUGCUGGAGAAGACCGGUGCAGAGAAGCGGGAGGAGGAGAUGAGAGGGAUGACGCCGGAGAUGCGGACGAGGCUUGAGCGGGAGCGGCGGGCGAGGGCUGCGGAGGAACGGAUUCGAAGAAUGCAAGCCGGCGGCGGGUUGUAA
Molecule: messenger RNA, 1956 nt
Organism: Histoplasma mississippiense
Lineage: Eukaryota; Fungi; Ascomycota; Eurotiomycetes; Onygenales; Ajellomycetaceae
Exons: 1
Coding region: 1-1956 (651 amino acids)
Molecular function (GO): zinc ion binding; nucleic acid binding
Source: RefSeq, a predicted model, not a curated record